GGCGACGCCCUCAGAGAUCCUCGAGCGGGGGGGCUCGGCGUGGUCGUGCACGACCCUGACCUCGCAGCCCAGGAUCAUGCCAGCGCCGCCGCAGGGUGGGGGGUGCUUGCCAAGUACCGCUGCUGUAUGCUGCUGUGCCCUGUGCCAGACGGUGCCGACGUAAAGACAGAGUUGCAGUCUCGACUGCGCCUUUGGGGGCAAGGCGAGUUCACUGCACUGAUUGACCGAGUGUGGCUCCAGCAGAUUCGAAUCUCCCAGAGCGAACGGGGCGCAGCCAGCCAGCUGACUGAGGAAGACCGCCGAGCACGGCGGGUGAAGCAGCAGGCUAAAGCUGGGGCGCGAUCGAAGUCAAUCAAAUCGCUGACCGGCGGCACUCGAGGGGGCACAAGCGAGGAGAGGGCCCAGUGGGCGACGGACCUCAUACCGAGAUCUGAGCGAGGGGCUGCGGCACUGGCGAGCGAUGCAGAGCGUGCCGCAGCGAGCCUUGCAGCUUGGGGCGGCGGGGAUACUGGCGAGGCAUUGGCGGCCAUGAUCAGGCGGCGGCUGCGGCGCGUUCUCGAGGAGUUCUCUCUCAGGUGGGCGUUGGGCGCGCUCCCGGACGCCUGCCGCUGGCUCCUCGACGCGCAGGUCAUCUUCCUGAAGAAAUCGAGGCACGAAGGCGCCAGAGAUGAGGAGGACGACGCGUGGCUUGGCUGGUUCGCGGACGCCCCCGAGAGCGACGUGGUGGGCGAGACAGGAGGAGGGGCGGGAGGAGGGGCUAAUGACGCGCAGGUGGCAAGUUCAGCCAGUGCGGGCGACGCUGAGGCGGCGCCGGCCAGGGCAGGAGCAGCUGGGGCAGCGCCUGGCACGCGAGCGCCAACGUCUCGGCCGAUCCAGAUGGGCGAGUUCUUGCGCAAGUGGGCUGCCAUGCGGCAGCCCGCCAUGGAGGACGCUGACAUUUCGAGGACCACGAUCAAUGCUAGGCAGCUUGGAGUGGGUGUCCCUGGUGGCGCUGAGACUUUGGCAAUAUUCCACCAGUGUUCUUACGGCGCAUGGCUGGGGGGUAGUCUGCCGGGCCCGCUCGCGCGAAUCAAGAUCGACCGGAAGAAUUGCUUCGGCAACCUGGAAUGGAAGGAGAUGCGCGCCGCGCUUAUGGCGACAGUGCCUCACCUGGCCGCCCCGACGGCUUGGUGCCCGACGCGCCCGAGCCAGGUUGAACAGCCGGGGGCGGAACCCCACGGGAAGGACCGAGGCGCUGAGCAGGGCGACGUCUACGGCCCUGUCCAGUGCGGCGUCUCGAUGGCAGAGCUCAACGCAGACACUCGGGACGCCAUGCUGGCGGAGCAGGCCGCUGGUACUCUGGCGUGGACGGGCGCUCCACCAGACGCUGCGCAGGCCCGCGUGCAGGCCCAGGAACGCGAGACUUCCCAGACAGCUUGGUCUUCCCAGCAGCCCGGGGAGCGUCGGGCCGACGGCGGUCGGGGCGCCAUUGGGUUGAACCCGCGGCGCGCUGUGGUCCCUGGGGGCGGAUUUGCAGAUUGGUGGUACUUGGGCGAUUGUGAUUUCAUUCUGCUCCAUGAGCAUGUCCUCCCGACGAUGCGCCACUUCGACGCUGCUGGGGCUGCCCGGGGCUCCUGCCGCAACAAGGCCAAGACAGAGGUGAUCUUCUACGCUGCCCAGGAGGAGGUCGCGAGGAAUGCAGAGGCGUGGCGCGUCGCAGAGCUCGCGAGCGAGUUGGACCAGGCCAUCGAGCAGCUCCGGGAGAAGGCAGACGUCGCGCGGGCCAUGCACAGGCAGCCAGAGAUAUUAGAUGAUCCCGCCAUCGAGCACGUGCUCGCAAACUCGACUCUGAACGUGAGCAAAGUCACCCACAUCUUGCGCGUGCGCGGGGCUGCUGUGGCGACGCUGCAGGGCCGGUCUGGCGACGGGUCGCCCGGGCCUGGGCCCCUGGACGCAGUCGACCGUGCAGCCCGUAACACUCAGGACAGGCUCUUCGCGGGGGUGGACGAGGUCGGGUGCCAGCAGGCGCGGCUGGGGGUCGCGGUCGGGGGCUGCAGCUGGCGACGCGCAACAGACGCUGCCGUGGCGGCCAACUUGGCAGCCCUGGUCACGGCUGAGCCUUUGGUCCGCGAGAUGGCUGGCCACUUUGCCACGGCGGGGGUGGCGCCCGCAGAGGCGCUGGUGCAGCGUCACGCGUCCGCUGUGGCUCGUGCCAGGCCGGCCUGCCUCGGGGCGCUCGCCGAGCGCGAGCGCGCGAAGGCGGAGCUGCUCAUCGCGCGCGCCGGCAAGGCCGCAGAAGUAUGCUGGGAGGAUUUGAGAAGCGGGGCAGGCCGCUACCGCGUGGAGGCCCCUGGGGUCGACCCGCGCGACCGGGAUCUCGAGUCCCGCGAGGUACCUGGGACAUCGCCCGACCCGCGCGCAGACGACCCCCGCGGCCAAGCCAUGGGCCCGCCGCACCUGCAGAGGCAGCUGGGUCGCCCAUGGGACCUCACUGCCCUCAGGAAGCUUGAGGACAUGCUCAAGGACGCAGGCCGCUGGCCGCAGGCGGAGCGCUUGAAAGAGCUCCGGCGUUCGGGGGUCAGCCACCAAUGGCUCUGGCAUCUAGAUCCGGCGACUGGCCCCGUCAUGGCGGCGGCGGACUACGUUGUCAACGUCCGCCGGCGCCUCGGCGCGCGGUUCCUCGCGCGCCCUGCGGGUGCCAGCGCGAGCGGCCACUGCGCGGCGCGCGACGCCUACAUGACCGGACUCCGGGCGGCAGACCCAGCCGCAGCGGUGGAGGUUCAGGGGCUCGCGGAGACGCAAUCCCGACCUGCCGACAUCUUGACGACAGCAGCGGCCCCAGGUGACCAGGGCGAUGCAGUUCGCGGCGCGGCGCGCUCGCCAGCAGGGCCCGGAGCUCCCCCCAGGGGCCGCCGGGAAUUCCUGGCGCGGUGGGGCCGCGAGAUCGGGGGCAGCAUCUGCCGGGGGCGGGCAGCGAUGGCGCGCGCGGUCAUGCCGCUCGCCGACGCUUCGGCCCUCGCGCAGGCGUUCGGCGCCCCUGCGGACGAGGCCGAGGCGAUGGGCCCCCUCGAGUGGGGCUCCGAG
Messenger RNA from Prorocentrum cordatum, 3063 nucleotides. Lineage: Eukaryota; Dinophyceae; Prorocentrales; Prorocentraceae. The record is from the annotation of a GenBank genome assembly.